Molecule: messenger RNA, 2071 nt
Organism: Phoenix dactylifera (date palm)
Lineage: Eukaryota; Viridiplantae; Streptophyta; Magnoliopsida; Arecales; Arecaceae
Source: RefSeq, a predicted model, not a curated record
UUGUGAGCACUCUACUUCCUCCUGUCCUUGGUCUUUCUACAUAUACUGUUUUUUAGAGCUCUAUAAAAUUUGAGCAUCGGAGUCCUCUUCAUCAGUACUUUAUCUUCCAUCAUAGCAGAUCAACAUCCUCAGACCGGAUUUUAGCAGCACAAUAUCAAAGGCGCGAUGGACUCCUCCGAGAAGGCCAAAGGAAAGGAGAAGGUGGAGACCACGGAAGCGAGCGAAACCAUAAUUGCUGUUGAAGGGGAGGAUAACUCCAGGGCAGCUGGCGGCCUUUCCCCUGGCGAUAUCGGGGCAUAUGCAAGCCCAAGGGACGAAGGAACGGACGUUUGGGCCCAAAAAAUGCUGGAUAAAAUCAAAGACGCCCUUCAGAAGCCACCUAGUUUCACUGCAUCCGAAAGCAUCAGCACAGCUCCUGCAAGCACUGAGAACCGUGACAAGAAGCUUUACGAGCCAAGGGCGGUGGCCAUCGGUCCCUACCACCGGAAGACGGAGAAUAAUUAUUUCAGAAUCACAGAUAAACACAAACUGUGGUGUGUGAAACAGGAAAUCGGCGAUAAUUACGAACGAGACCUCGGUAAAUUCCUCGGUAAGAUGAAGGAGAGUAAAGAAGAUGCUGUGAAGUUUUAUCGUGGGCGUUAUGGGGAAAACAAUAACUUCGGCAUGGAUUCCCAAAGUUUUCUGGAGAUGCUAAUGCUUGAUAGCUGCUUCAUCUUGUUUGCGCUUUCAAUUAAUUAUGAUCCUGCCAAGGAAGUCACUAUGCUGGUGGGCUCAAACGCUCUACCAUGGGCAUCACGUGAUAUAGUGCUGGCGUCGGAGCUUGUCAAGACUGACUUGCUGUUGCUCGACAACCAAAUCCCUUUCUUUAUCCUUGAGGAUGUUUUCAAGAUGAAAAAUGAUAUUUGCCCAAAAGAAAAGAAGCAAAAUGGAGGCAAUGAAGGCAACGGCUCAAUCAGAAAAGAUGCUCUCAAAUUUUUUGAUUUUCUCGAUUUAGGAAGGAACCGUUCGAAAAACCCAGAAAAUGGGGAGGUUGAUCAUCUGCUUCAUUUGUACCACAUGUAUUUGGAGCCACCGUUGCAUCCUGGUCGAAGCUGUCGUGGAGAUAUUCUUCCACUUAUCGAUCCACCGCGAUCUCUCCCCAGUGCAACGGAGCUCCAACGAAAGUCUGCUGUGAAUGUUAAGGUGAAAAAAAAGGAAGAUGUGCCGCAAAGCGUACUUGACGUAAUGACGGGCAAAUGUGGAGAUAUCCAGAUGCCGUUAUUGCGCGUCAACAACCGUACCAAUAUUCUCCUCCAUAAUCUAAUCAGCUUUGAGCAGCUUCUUCGCACCACCACGGGCUCGUACGUCACAGCCUACGUCGCAUUCUUGGAUCACAUCGUGCAGAGAGAAGAAGACGUGGAGCUGCUUGAAACUAGUGGGGUGUUGGAGCACAGAUUGACCAGCCGUGCGGAGGUGGUCGCACUCUUCAGGCAAUUACAUAAUGUGAUCGAUCAUUCUAUGACGGCGGGUUACUUGGCUAAGGUAUACAAGGUGGUGUGGAAUUGUUACAACAGCAAGUGGCGCAGGAUGUUUGUCGAUGCGAAGAGAUCCAGUGUAUGGCUGAAAAUCUCGUUUGCUGCCGGUACCGCUGUAUCAUUUGCCACCCUCUUCGAGACCAUCUACGCCGUCAUCGGCUACUAUAGAAAUGAAGGUUACCGCAGCUAGCUAGGAGCAGCGUUUGAUGUUAUUCUGAAUAAAUCGUGCAUGUAUGUAAUCCAUCGCGUAUGAUCCGUCCCACUUGUCUCAGCUGUAAUGUUCUUUCCUGUGUUAUAUACAUUGUAAGCUGUCUGAUGUCUCCCCCCUAGAUUUCAGGGAUCCUCCCCCCAUCGGGGUGUAAUAAGUGUGUUGGUAGUUACUUGUGUGAGUUCUCCCCCUUAAUGUAAAUUAAGCUUGCAAGUGGAAUUUAUUAAACCGUGUACCUAACUACUUAAUAGUUUUUCUGUUGUAACUGAUGCUGGAACUAAUGAUGCAUGCAGUAUUUAACCUUGUUUCUGUAAGAUAUUAUUGAUUGAAAAUGAUUAUUAAUUGUUCA